Molecule: messenger RNA, 396 nt
Organism: Anopheles maculipalpis
Lineage: Eukaryota; Metazoa; Arthropoda; Insecta; Diptera; Culicidae
Product: endocuticle structural glycoprotein SgAbd-5-like
Exons: 2
Coding region: 1-396 (131 amino acids)
Cellular component (GO): chitin-based extracellular matrix
Molecular function (GO): structural constituent of chitin-based larval cuticle
Source: RefSeq, a predicted model, not a curated record
AUGCAGCUGUACGUGAUUGGUUUUGUAGCACUAGCAACGCUAGUUGCAUCCACCCAGGCAGCUCCAGUGGAUCCUGUAGCAACGCCGUACAUUGUGCAGUACGAGAAUAACAACGCACAGAACGAAGGAUACAGCUUUGAAUACGAGCUAAGUGAUGAGCAGCGUCGCAAGGAAGAAGGAAGCCUCCGGUACAGCAAGGACGAUGAAGGCAAAGAUGUACAGUUUGUUGCCGUUCAGGGACGUUACUCGUACGUUGGGGACGAUGGCCGUACAUACUGGGUAGAGUACAUCGCCGACGAGAACGGCUAUCGUGCCCGGACGGGAACGGGUGACUACGAUACCGAUCGUAAGCUAGACGUUUCGGGUAACGAGCGCAAGAAUCGCCCAUUCGCUUAG